Molecule: messenger RNA, 2861 nt
Organism: Perkinsus marinus ATCC 50983
Lineage: Eukaryota; Perkinsozoa; Perkinsida; Perkinsidae
Product: Cullin-5, putative
Exons: 28
Coding region: 9-2861 (950 amino acids)
Biological process (GO): ubiquitin-dependent protein catabolic process; protein ubiquitination; DNA damage response
Cellular component (GO): Cul4-RING E3 ubiquitin ligase complex
Molecular function (GO): ubiquitin protein ligase binding
Source: RefSeq, a predicted model, not a curated record
AGAGUUGGAUGGACUAUUUGAAUCUAAUGUCAUCUUCUUCCAGGCUGAGCCAACUACCAGUAGAGCUGAGUGGUGAUGUGAGGUCUAUGGGAUCUAUAUCGUCCUCUGAUGACGAUAUAGAGAGUGUAGAAGUGGUGCGGGGAGAGGCGGAGCCGCAAGGACAGCCAAGCGCAUCCUCCGGUAGCAAGAAGCGCGCUAGAAAGCCGUCAACUAGUGCUCAUGCAGCUCCUAUGGUGGACGACUCGAGCAACGACACCAGCCAUCCCGAGGGGAAUCCUCCGAGGACCGCACGGCGAAGAAUCAUGUCUAGUGAUAAUCAUCACUGUAUAGCGACACUGCCAGACAGACUACCUCCGAUGAGGAGAUAUUCUAAGUUGAACAAAUCUAUCGCGUAUAGACCGGGCCAAGCUGCUGUAUAUCACCCAAUGUUGGAACGAAAAUUGAUACUAAAACCAUUUCAAGUUCACCCGUCUGAACUUCCCCCGGAUUUUGUGACGGACAUGUGGGAGAGGAGUUUGAAAGAAGCCGUGCGGGCGAGUUAUGGUCGUGAUGGUGACGGCAUCGAGGAGAUGAGAGGCAACAGGAGUCUUGAAGAGCGAUAUCGCAUUGUUGAUACUAUAUGUCGUAAUGGCCGUGAACUGGAGCUUUUCGAUCUCCUCAGGAGUGAGCUCAAGAAUGAUAUUUUUUCAAUUGUCAAGUCAAUUUCGGAAUGUAAAGUUGAUGAUUCUGCUACUAACGAGGCAGUGGAAUGCCUAAAACAGGUUCAAGACGUUUGGAAUCGACACAGAAAGGAUCUUGGGCUCGUACGGAAUAUCUUUUUACCUCUGGACAACUUCUUGGCGGCGACGGGAGGCAUGCUGGAGGGGGAGAAAGAUUCGUCACGCACGCGGAAGAAUUUGCCAGUUGGUUUGAGAGAAAUGGGUUUGGGAAUGCUGAAGAAAUAUAUGUGCUCCUGGGAAAAGAAGAAUAACGAGAGAUCUAUCAUAUCUCGUGCGUGUGAGUGCCUUCUGACCUGCAUACAGCAUAGCAGAUCUGUAUGUGUCGGAGAGGAUCCUUCCUGGGACCUGUACGGCGAUGUUAUCGUUAUGAUACGGUCGCUGGAUAUGUACAAGGAUAUGUUCGAGAGACCUUUUGAGGAGGCCACUAAGGAAUAUUAUGAAGACGAGUCGGCCUCGAAGAUCGAUACGUUAUCAACUGAAGGAUAUCUGGACUAUGUAGAGGGUGUAUGGGAGAAGGAGAGGUCCCUGCAUGAUGCCUGUAAACUCCACUCUCACACUUGGCAGGACACUGAUAGGAUCCUUAGGGAUCAGCUGUUGGUCAUGCACAGUGCGUCUCUGACUAGUACUGAACGCCUCCUAGAGCUGCUUGAUGCGAAACCUGAGCCCAAAACGGAGGCUGCUAAAACUCUAUUGCGAUUCUUAGAGGUCAGUGAGGAAUACGACAUGGUCCAUGUCACGUCGGAGGUGAAGUUGUCCUGGUCUCAAGCGAUACGUACAAUAGGUGAGGCUCUUAUGAAAAAAUACCUUGCCUUCAACACACUAGCUGAGGGAGUUGGCCUCAUUAAGGAGCUGCUCACUUUGAAGGAAAACUUGGACCUGAUACUUGCUGACACUUUCGUCGACCCCGACUUGGCGGUGUCCUUCCGAAUCGCUGUGAAGGAAGCUUUUGAGACCUUCAUGAAUAGCUGCGACCAAGUGAACAAGUGUGCUCAUCUGUUGGCGAAGUACUGUGAUGACUCCAUCGGCUCCUAUGUACGUAAUAUGAAGAGUAGUUUAACAGGGGAGGAAGUGGAGGCUAGGAUGGAUUCGGUUAUGACUCUUUUCCGGUUCAUAUCGGCGAAAGAUAUUUUCGAGGCGCACUACAAGAACGAUCUGGCCAAGAGGUUGCUCUCUGCUCACACUAUGAGGGGGCCUGACGAACCUCUAACUGAGAACUCUUCGUAUCGAGGACAUGAAUUGGAGAAGUCUAUGCUGCAGAAGCUGAGGACCGAAUGUGGAGGUGGGUUUACAUCGAAGCUUGAGGGGAUGUAUCGUGAUAUGGAUUUGAGCUGUGCGCUAAACAAGGAGUUCACUGAGAAGAGGAACCAACAACUGCAGGGUGAUGAUAGCCAAUCACCGCAGUUCGAGGCUAUGGUCCUGACAUCGGGAAUCUGGCCCACCUACACUCAUUCAGUUCCGACCCUCCCCGCCCCGAUAGCAUCGCUGCAGCAGAGCUUCACUCAGUUCUACAUCGGCAAACACUCGGGACGAACACUCACCUGGAUGCCGUCACUCGGAGGAGCAUUGGUCCGAUAUAACAUGCGCAGUACAGCUCGACCCGUCGUGAAGGACCUUGUGGUAUCAGCAGCCCAAGCAAUAGUGCUUACAUAUGUAUUCAAUGAUAGCAGCACUGCUACUGCUGCCAAGGUCUGUGAAGUUACUGGCUUGCCUGUGGAAGAGCUCCGGCGGAUCCUCUUCCCUAUGGUCUACCGAGUCCGGAUUCUUAACAGAUCAACAGGAGGACCCGAGGAUAAGCAAGUGGCUGCUUCUGAAUCAUAUACUCUCAAUAGGGAGUUACAGGAGAAGAAGAGGCGUAUCAUAGUACCACAGAUGGCCGUACGGGACGAAAAGGCGGAAGUGCGUGCCACUGAUAGCAGGGUUAACGAAGAUCGACAAUUCCUUCUGGACGCUGUAUUAGUCCGGAUCAUGAAAUCGAAGAAGACGUUGUCUCAUAACUCCCUUGUGGCAGAGACUCUCAAGGAAUGCAGUGCUACUUUCACUGCCGAGAUUGGUGAAGUUAAAAAACGCAUCGAGUCCCUCAUUGAGCGAGAGUACUUGGAAAGGGAUUUGUCGAGUCCCAGCACGUAUCAUUACCUCGCGUAG